Sorghum bicolor (sorghum) is the source of this 1442-nucleotide messenger RNA. Its product is annotated as SAGA-associated factor 29. The record is from RefSeq and is a predicted model, not a curated record. The coding region runs from base 517 to 1221 and encodes 234 amino acids. NCBI's taxonomy places the organism in Eukaryota, Viridiplantae, Streptophyta, Magnoliopsida, Poales, Poaceae. Gene Ontology annotation, cellular component: SAGA complex. The transcript is spliced from 10 exons.
AGGCUUCCAGAGUCUAGACCAGUGGAUGGAUAGGAUCUCCCUCUUCUCCUGCCUGCCGCAGUCCGCACCUGCACGCCUGCACGAGUCCACCAGGCCCCCGAGCUGCCCACCGACGGGAUCUCUACCCCCGCCCGCCAUCCCCUUCUCUCUGCCCCUCCCGAGUUCGAUCUUUCGCGGAAUUGGCGGAGGGGCCGGAUAUGUCGUCGUCGGUUGGGGUCGGCAGCGCGGGUGGCGGAGGAACGGACAUCGCCAGCCUGCUGGAGAAGGCCAAGGAGCUGGACCAGCUGAAGAAGGACCAGGACGACAUCGUUGUCGAGAUCAACAAGAUUCACAAGAAGGUCCUCGCAUGGUAAGGAGAAUUGGAGAUGCCGCUUGCAGAGGGAGGGGGAUUGGGGCUUCUGUGUGAGAAGCUCAACAAUCUGGAUCAGUUGUGGUAUUGUGGAAAGUGCAGGAGGUUAUGAUCGCCAAGAUCAACAUCAUGCACAGGGAGAUGUGUUGCUGUAAACGACCCCAGAGAUGGUUGAUAAAUCAGUUGACGCCAUUUUGCUUAAGCUUCGUGGUUUAUAUGCCCGUGCAAAGGAGCUCUCUGAGAAUGAAAUCAGUGCCUCAAACGCUUUGAUUGGAUUACUAGAUGGUUUGUUGCAAUCUGGAGCGUCAACUGCACAAAAGAAAAAGAUAGUUGCUUUCUACAUUUCAGAAGUUGGUGAGCAGAAAAAGAAGAGGAUCAAGUCGGAUACAGAUUCUGCACGAUUUUCUGCUGCAUCUAUGAGGAAUCAACUUGACCAAGCUGCAAGCCUGAAAGGAGAGCAGGUUGCUGCUAGGGUAAAAUCAGAUGAUGAAAAAGAUGAGUGGUUUGUCGUGAAGGUCAUACAUUUCGAUAAGGAAACAAAAGAGUAUGAAGUACUUGACGAAGAACCAGGUGAUGACGAAGAGAGCACCCAAAAGUAUGAGAGGAAGUACAAGUUGCCUAUGUCUUACAUUAUUCCAUUUCCAAAGAAGGGGGAUCCUUCGAGUGCCCCAGAUUUUGGGCAGGGUCGACAAGUUUUAGCGGUUUAUCCCGGCACUACAGCAUUAUACAGAGCUACCGUAGCUUCUCAUCGUAAGAGGAAGUCUGAUGAUUAUAUUCUGGAGUUCGAUGAUGAUGAGGAGGACGGGUCUCUGCCGCAAAGAGCUGUGCCGUUCUAUAGGGUGGUUGCCCUCCCGGAGGGCCACCGGCAGUGAAGAUCUUUGACGCGGUUGCGCAUUUGUAGUGUAACCGAUAACGCAAGAUAGAUGUCUUGAGUGUGACAAUGUCGUGGUCAUAUCUCUGCAGCUCGGCGCACGUUGAAGUGCAGGCUAUAGCGCCUGCGAUUUGAGAUGAAAUAACUUUUAUAGCCAACUUAUAUCCUGUAAAUAGAUAUGGAUCUAUUGUUUUCUGUAAUAAAAAAAUGUUUGCCUCCAAA